Molecule: messenger RNA, 962 nt
Organism: Selaginella moellendorffii
Lineage: Eukaryota; Viridiplantae; Streptophyta; Lycopodiopsida; Selaginellales; Selaginellaceae
Product: trihelix transcription factor GT-3b-like
Exons: 3
Coding region: 17-787 (256 amino acids)
Source: RefSeq, a predicted model, not a curated record
GACUCACGAUGAAGUGAUGGUGCUGAUUCAGGAGAAGAGGAUUGAGCUCGAACAAUACGAAGGCGCAUCUAAUAGAGAGUGUAUGGUUUGUUCGAAAGAGAAGUGGGAGAGGAUCUCGGCACGGCUUCAAGCUGAAGGCUAUGAUAGGGAUCCUGAGAAGUGUAGGAUAAAAUGGACGAACUUGAUGACUGUUUACAAAGCCGUCAAGCUCUAUGAUCAUUCCACUGGCUGUGGCAAUUACUUUGCGCUGACGACCAAGGAGCGAAGUGCUGCGAAGCUUGGAAUUAUUGAGAAAGAGGCUUUUGAUGAGAUUGACGAGUUUCUCUCUGCAAAGCCAAAUAUCACUCUAGCAAAGCUUCGUGACAAUAGCAAUCGUCCUCCUACAAGAUCUGGUGGUUCUGGCAGUGGUUCUCGUAGCAGCAACUUUGGCACAAGUAUUGAAAACGAAGACAGAGGCACAGCAGAAGAAGUCCACAGUCCACUGCUGCAGCAGGAAAGCUUAGGUGACAAAGAAGCUGGAUCGACUAGCCGGGCAAAGAAGAAGGCAAGAAGGAGUGAUCUCCUUGCAUUAGUUGAUGUCCUCAAGGAAGGGAAUGAAGCAUCGCUCAAGAUGUUCACUGCUGCUGAAGAGACGAGAUUGAAGCUGCAUCAAGAGCAAAUGGAGCUGGAGAAAGAGUCCAUUCGCCUCGAGCAAGAUCGAUUAGCCAUGGAGAAGGAGACAAACCUUGGCAUAACCACAGCUUUAGCUGCAAUAGCAUCUGCGAUCCAGCAAGGUUUGCAUUGUUAGUGAGUCAUUGGGGAACAAAAAAUAAAAACCUGAAUAAAGAUAGCUAGAAAUGGAUCCCCUUCACCUUGUGUUGCUGGUCUUGGUUAUACGCCAUUAGAUAUCAAUACAAAAAAGGGAUCAAGAGUUCCAAGUAAGGCAGCAACAAAUAAAGAAGAAGAGAAGACAAGUUAUAGAU